CCAAUCACAUCUUGCGUUACGUACUCGUCUCGUGUCAGGAUGUAGUCAUCAUAUUGUGUAUUAUUAUUAAAGUAAUAAGGAAGGGGAACUUUUAGCUGAUCUCAGAUCUGUUACAAACCGGCUCAUGCGAAUUUGCCUACUCUUACGUAAAACGAAACAGCCACAUCACUUCCGUCAACACCCGGAGGCAACACGGACUCCUUCACUUGCGGUUAAGUGAAAUUAGUAGAUGCAAGCUCCAAAGGGUGAAACGUGCCAAGUAGACAUUAUGGAGAGUAAAGCUGGAGAUGUUUUUGGUGCUGAGGAUGCCCAUCCAACCGGCACGGGUGGUUCAGCUGGUAUCCUUGCCAGGUUGGGUCUCCCGAAAGGCAUUUCAGUCAGCGUGGCCAAAGAGUGGCUGGACCGGCGACGCGUGUCCAUCCGUCCGUGGGCCACAUUCAUCGACCAGCGCAAGUUUUCCAAACCGCGCAACUUUGGAGAAAUGUGUCAGCGAGUAGUGAAGAAUGUGGACACGUACAACAGCAACUACACCUUUAUUUUUCUCGGGCUCAUCCUGUAUUGCAUAGUCAGCUCUCCAAUGUUACUCAUAGCUUUGGCUAUCUUCGUCGGCGCCUUCUAUAUCAUCCACCUUAAAUCGCUGGAGUCCAAAAUAAUGAUUCUUGGCAAGGAGAUGACCUACCCACACCAGAUGGGUCUGGCUGGAGCCAUCUCCUUACCAGUCUUCUGGAUAGCUGGAGCUGGAGCAGCAGUCUUUUGGGUUCUGGGAGCCACCUUGUUCGUAAUCGGAACUCACGCCGCAUUUCGAGAGCUGGAAAACCCCGACAUGGAGGAGCUUCUGAUGGAGCCCGUGUGAUGACGACACGACCUUGGUUACAAUAUGUUGCUGUUACGCAUAUAUGAGCUAAAUAAUCAGCCUAUGGUGUAUUGAAGCACAUUGUCAUGGAUUGCCAAAUUCAAUUCGUUUUACACAUGUAUAUUUUAUGUUAUCUUAUUAUAGCGAGGCAAUUGUUAACGCAACAAAGGUGCAAUUCAAAACCUUUGGACAUAUUGGAUUCUACGUUAUUGAGUUCGCCUUUGGGUGUUAUGAAUAAAAUUCAGUUGACCCGAUAUCAAAAAAGAUUAUGGAUGUUUCAUUAUUUUAAUGAAUUUAGAGACGCUUUCAUCCUAACGUUACGGUCUGAGAAUUACUUUUCCAGGGAGUCUGCCACAUGGGGGCGCUGUAAUUAAUUAAAAAAGGUUGAGAAUCUGAGACAAUUUUUUACAUGUUCACCUUUAAACAUCAUGGCUAUGAACGUACAUUUGGUGUAAAAUGUGAUGAAAAACAUGCUUAUAAUUGUAUACAUAGUUAUAGUUGUUAAAAUUAUUUUGAGCAAGAGCAACUUGUAGGUAUACAAAAUAUCUUGUCUGCAUUUGUACCUUUUGCAGUAAAUUUACCUCACAACUACAAGUUGCGUUUGCAUUAAAUUCAUCGUUAUAAUUAUGAGUUAGUUUUGUUGCAGGUUUAUUUUCUACAAGUUUUGUACCCAGUGAACCUCUUCAAUGAAAAGUUUGUGUAGUUUUGUUACAUAUUUCUUUUCGACAAGAAUGUUACCUAUGCACAAAAUUUAGCUCUUCGCUUACAUGUUAGUUUCAUCCCAAGUACAAAUUUAUUUUCCACAAGUUAGUUUUAUACCAAAAUUCUAUCUUUGUUUAGUUUUGGUACAAUUAUGUAGAAAUUCCUUUUCUGCAAGUGCGUUAUCUUUAGUUUAAACCAAAUUUAACACAAGUACAUAUUAGUUCUAUCAAAAGUUUCCUUUCUACAUGUUACUUUUGUACCAAAUUAAUCUCUUCUCUUAUAUUUGUUUUGUUGGAGUCUUUUCCAUUCAUCCAUCCAUUACCUACCGCUUAAUCCGGGUGUCGGGUCGCGGGGGCAGCAGCUUCAGCAGGGAAGCCCAGACAUGCUCUAUUUUCUAGGAGUAGAAAUUAUUUUUGUUCCAAAUGUACCACUUCAAUUACAAGUUUCUUCAAUUGCACGUUAAGUUUACCUCUUCAAUUACACAUCAGUUUCAUUAAAAGUUUCUUUUUCCCCAUAUACAAUCAUUGGCGCGGGAAGUGGGGUGCUGCUGCACUCCCUGGUGUUGGGGGGGGGGGUUUAAAACUAGUUAAAUUCCCAUGUUUUCAUCUGCUUUAAAUAAGUGAAAUUAUCUGCCAGUGCUUCAAGUAAACUUUACUCACAUUUCUGGAAAUAAAGAUAAUCAACAGACUCAUUUUAAGCAAUAAAUUAGUAUACUUAAUCUUAAAACAGCUCUGAAAUGUCGAAAUGUUGUUAAUUUAAAAAUAGGUAUUGUUCAAACCAUUAUUUGAAAGCAUAUUUUCCUUGAUUUAGGUGAAAAAUUACCAACUUUCAGAUCUACGGGCUUAAUAGGAAAUGGUAAUAAUUACUUAAAGUAAAUCAAAUAAUCUGACACAUUAAACAAAACAAGAUGGAGAACAUUAUUUGACUGGAUUUAAGAAAAAUAAUCUGAUUAAGACAUUAUAAAUCUGCAGUGUACAUGUUGAAUUUUUUUUUUGGUUCAUAAAAGGUUUACCACCGGACACCUUGCUUGCUACCGGGUCAUGUUGAACAGUGAACUGUUGACAGAGGAGGCGUUAACAUGGCGCAAAAACAAAUUAGCGAGUUUUUUUCUUUACAAAAGCAGCGAAAUUUUCUAAAAUUCGAGUUCGAAAAUGAAGAUUAUAAUGAUAGUUCUAUCGACUUUUCGUGUCUUCAAAUAAGUAAGACAUGCUUUCAUUGUAGCCUAAUUAUUGUUUGUCAUUGCUGUUAAGCUGACGCUGUGCAGACCACUGUUGGAUAUUUGUGUGCAAUCUAUUUUAAUGUUGUGAAAAGGGGGUGUUAAACUGAGGCUUAUUGGACCUUUUAAGUAUUCAAAUGCGUGUCAUUGCGCUGUUUAGCUGCACUGAUUUGCAUUAUAAUAAACGGGCGCUUUUACUUCCAAUACAAAAACUUCAACACACACUGUAGGUGAAAUAGAAUGCUGUCUUUGUAGUAGCCUAGUAGUAGUACAUCAACAAUCCAGCAUGCACGUGUACUGCCAUUGUGCACGUCUUGUAUGGAGAAAACGCGCGAGCAUGCAAAAUUUUUACCGAAACGGCUGUUUUUGAAUAGGAAACAUUAAAAAAGAGCUUCAGCAACCCCUCCUGAGUUAUUUUAUACCAAAUUUACCUCAAUUACAUGUUAAAUCAGUUUUGUUACAAGUUUCUUUUCGACAAGUUACCUUUGUAUUAAAUUUUCCUCUACAAUUACAAGUUUUCUUACAAGUACGCAUUACCGUCGUAGCUCUUCAAUUACAUGUUGGUUUUACCUCGUCACUUUUGCACCAAAUUUACCUGCAUACAUGGCUGGCAGGUGAUUUUGAUCCCCAUCGUUUUAGAAUUUUAGCAAAAAUAUUCAAGCAUCUGAUAUUUUGGGUGGGGGAGGCAAUAUAAUGUGUUUUGAGGCAAAAAUUGUGUCUCUUCCAUCUCUACUUUUCUCAUUUUCUCCUUGUUUGAUGUGAGAAAGCAACAUUUCUUCCAUCUCUAGCUCUUGACUCAUCUAUCACCUGUUAUGACCCGUGUUCCAGAGGAACCCUUCACUCAGGUUACCAUGGUGAUGACCUUGAAGCACCCCCAUCCCAUGUCUCUUAUUCACUGCAGCAAAGGCGAGCGAUCGAUAUUCUAUUAAAUUGGAGUGUGGUUGAAGGUGUGUGUGUGUGUUUGGGGCUAGUCGCACUGCAGUGAGGGGAGGGGGGCUGAAAUGUGGUUCAGAUUUUGUUUUCAUUUUGAAAAUGGAUGAAAAUCAAAAGCUAAUAUUUGCCUGACAUUUUCAUCCCGCUAUCACUCGACAAGGGGAAGAUUUUUUUUUUUUUUUUUUAAAUGAGUGUUUUGAGUGACAAGCGUCUGGAUAGUUAAGACUCCCAUGUUUUCAAACUUGUGCCACUAACUGUACACCACUUUACUAUUAACCCGUUGGCUACCAUUGAUAGCGCUAUACAUCGAAUCCACUUUGACUGGGAGAUGCUGACAGCGAAUGAUCAUUGCCAACCCUCCCAUUCAAAGUGGAUCGGACGUCUAGCACAGUCAAUGGCCAUGAAACGUGAGCGUUCACAGCCAGUCCUUCAAUUUUAAAGAAAUCGGACAUCUAUCAUUGUCUAUCUCUUCCAAUGAGUUUAAGAAAAUACAUAACUAAUUGAUUUGAUAUUCUUUAAACUGGGCUCAUAUAGAAAAAUAGAUCAUCAAUAUUCACAAAAAAAAAUUCUAUUCCCCUAACAAAAGUGAAAUUAUACUUUAUAUAGAAAUGCGCAAUCAAUAACAAACGUGCUAUAAUAAAUUCUAUUCCUCUAAAGUAAAAUUAUACUUUAUAUAGAAAUGUGCAAUCAAUAACGAACGUGCUAUAAAUUGUUACUUAUUAUAAUGGCAAUGAUCAUCACUUUAACAUCAAUGAAAGCAUUUAUAACUGGUUAAAUUUUUCAAGCUGUAGCAAACGGGCAGUAUUUACAGCUAAUACUGUUAUAUAUUGUAUAUAUACAGUAUAUAUUUUUAUUUCUUAUUGAAUAAUAUUGUAUAUGGUAUUUAUUAUUCAAUAAUACGACUAAUAAUGACUUUUUUGUAUUAGAUACUACAGUGAGCCCUCGUUUUUUACUGUUAAUGAGGACCAGAACACGCCGCGAUAAGUGAAAAACCGCGGAGGAGCGCUCCCCGCCGCACCGCAUAAAAUAGUGUGUGUUCAAUGUAUGUAUUCAGAUUUAGCAUUGGAAAGAGAUACAUAUAAGACAUGUUUAAUUUUUUAAAAAAUAAUAAAAAAUGCAAGCACUUCAAAUGUCAUAAUUAUGAUUAUGUUUUGAACAUGUUAAUGUCCCACCGAAUCCUUUUUAAACAAGAAUAAAGUAGGAAAAUGCUUAUCUUUAUUAAAUGCUUCAUUGAGUGAGUCCACUCAAAUCAGCUCAAGCUCCUCACUUAUACAGAUUGAGUUGCCACAUGCCGCAUGCGACGGUUUGUAGUUUCGGUUUCCAAGCAUCUCUGGCAAGAUCAAACCUUAACGUCUGUCAAUCAUCAUUAACUUUAAUAAGCAACUCCGGUGCACUGCCAGACCAAGAAAAGGAGCAGGAAGAAGAGUGAGAAUACGUGAUUGGAUCGGGACAGCUCAUCUGUAUUUAUUAUUUUUAGAGGUGCACGAUAAUUAUCGGUCCAAUAAUACGAAUUAUGACACAAUCUCUAUAAAUCCAAUAACAUUAUUAAUAGGCCCAAUGAUAUAUUGUAUCAUGUUUUUGGCACAGUUUUGUUAGAUUGGGAUGUGUGCGUUUGUUUCCACUCCUGUUUUGCCAGUAUGCAAAGUUUUGUUACUGUUCUAGAGGCCGGAUUUUUUUCAUCACUUACUAUGGGAAUUAGCAAAUGUUUGCAUUUUACAGUGUUAUGUUUUCCAAUUGUUGAGAGGCCUUUUGGUUAUGGACAGGCUUGCUGUCCUAUAACAGCCUUGUUAAGAAAGUUGUUUAAUGGGCCAAGACGACAAAAAUCUCUCCUGUUGCACAAAAACUUUUAUCUGCUGACAAAGCACAAUACCUGUUGGGUUAAUGUUUGUUUUAGUUCAGUGCUCAUUGCUCAGGGGAACACAUCAUCAAUGACAUUGACUGAUUGUGAUUGACUCAAAUUAUAUUUAUUUGAAAAACUAAAUAUUAGGGCUGUCAAAAUUAUCGCGUUAACGGGCGGUAAUUAAUUUUUAAAAUUAAUCACGUUAAAAUAUUUGACGCAAUUAACACACAUGCCCCGCUCAAACAGAUUAAAAUGACAGCAGUGUAGUGUCCGCUUGUUACUUGUUUUUUGGUGUUUGGCGCCCUCUGCUGGCGCUUGGGUCCAAAUGAUUUUAUAGGUUUGGGGAGUGAGCAUGGUGUAAUUAUUGACAUCAACAAUGGCGAGCUACUAGUUUAUUUUUUGAUUGAAAAUUUUACAAAUUUUAAUAAAACUAAAACAUUAAGAGGGGUUUUAAUAUAAAAUUUCUAGAACUUGUACUAACAUUUAUCUUUUAAGAACUAAGUCUUUCUAUCCAUGGAUCGCUUUAAGAGAAUGUUAAUAAUGUUAAUGCCAUCUUGUUGAUUUAUUGUUAUAAUAAACAAAUACAGUACUUAUGUACCUUAUGUUGAAUGUAUAUAUCCGUCUUGUGUCUUAUCUUUCCAUUCCAACAAUUUACAGAAAAAUAUGGCAUAUUUUAUAGAUGGUUUGAAUUGCGAUUAAUUAAUUUUAGAGCUGUAAUUAACUCGAUUAAAAAUUUUAAUCGUUUGACAGCCCUACUAAAUAUUUGAAGUGAAAACUGUUCUCGUCUUUGUUUUGCUCAUUAUAAUAAUGUUCAUGUCAUCAUGAAAAUUCUGUUAAGGUCAAAGGCAAAUCUAUGCUGAAUCCACCACUAUUAUUUUUCAAAAACACAGGUGAAUAUACAUUAUACAUUUAAAAAUAUAUAUUUAUUAUCGGUUAUUGUAUCGGAAUUGGCUUUGAGGAGCAGGAAGUUAUCGAUAUCUGUAUCAGUUUCAAAAAAUGGAUAUCGUUCACCCCUACUUACAGUAUUUUUCAAUUGGGGAAAAAGAUCUGCAAUGGACUGAUGGCGCAAAGUUUGAAGUAGCAAGGGAUCCCUGUAUAGUCCUUUUAAAUUAGGUAAAAUUUCUUGUAAAGCUAAUCAUUAGUGAGAUGGCUACUUUGAUUGUCUUCUCUAAUGACAUCAUGUCACAUCAUUUUGAGCGAGUCCAUUUUCUGAAAACGACCCAAGAAGGAGGCGCAGUCAAAAUGAGGUUGUAUUAAAUGUUUCUACGUUUUAUUGGUGUUGUGUUCAUUGAUUUGACACACGUUCGUAAUAGUACUUUGUUUUGUAUUCUUUUCAAUCCCUCUUGAACAUCAACCUUGAAGCAGCCAGCCUGAGACGCAUACACGCACACACACUUGGACCAGGGCGUCAUCCUCAUCUUCACACACCUACAUGAGCGGCGUCCAUUUUGAAACAGAACGGGCCAAAGGAAACGCAAAAAAUGGGUUGUUUUCUCAUUGUUUUUUUUUUUUCCUUUCUUUUUUUUUUUUUUUCAACAUUUCCUCUUUUAUUGUAUGGGUGUCAUUUUUAAAUUCAGUAUAGAAUUAUAUAGAUUUCCUAGAGCACACAGAAGAUUUGUUAAUGGAAGGGGUCGGGGCAGUCAUAGUAACAAGAACAAUGCUCUCACACAGUGUACACAAACGAGACAAAAACAGGGGAGGGGGGACCAGAGGGGGGUGCGGGAUGCCUUGGUGUGCCCCCCACCCCUCUGUUUAAAAAAACAAACAAAAUAAAAAUCAGUGAAUCAGUCCCCCUACCUGACACAUUUAAGAAAAUAAACACAACAACAACACUGUGGCGCAGGUGGUAGUCAGUCUGUGUGAUGGCUAUUUGUGUGUGCAAGGGCUGGGAUUUGAGGGUGGGAGAUGGGGGGGGGGGGGGGGGGGAUUGGUGGGACGCGAGGGUGGCCCUUUUUCAGCCGAGUCGGCUCCUUGGAAUCUACAUAACAUAAUAUGCAGCUGCCGUUUGGUAGAUAUUAUUAAUAUUAUUAUAUUGGUUUAUGUACACAGCAGUGAAAGAACACAUGCAAAGACUAUCAUAUGGGAGGGGGUGGACAGGUUGAGGAAGGGGCAGAGUGGAUGUAGAAAGUCGUAAAGGUGCUUUUGCUGUUUUGAAUCUUUGGGGCAGUUGGGAUGAAAAUUGCUUCGAAGCGUUUCGUUUUUUUGUCUGGAAAGGAAGAAGAGGGGAAAGAGGAGAGUAGGUGGAACAAGAUGAGGGAGGCAGGAAGGAGGGAGGGAGGGAAGAAGGGUCGGGGCAGAGGGUGAUGAGCAACAAGAUGCUCCGACGAUCAAUAAUAGGUCUCCUUCUCCACCCAACCUGCACGAGAAGAAAAAGGUUUUGUUGUUAGUUUGACAGCAACAUGAACGUUUAUAAUCACGUUUUUAGAAAAUUGGCUAAAAAAAUUUAUGUAACACUAACAGUAAAAUAAUUAUAUUGAUAAAAAAAAAAAAAUGAGACUGACACUAACAUAAAAUCAUCACAAAUAGUUAUUAAAUUAUUUACAAACUGAAAUAGAAAUAUAAUUUAAAAAAUAUGUAAUUAUGAAUACAAAAAAUAAUAACACAUUUUAAAAAUGACAUGCAAACACGAAAAUAUCAAAAGGAUUAAAACCUCAAGAAAAAAGAUUAAAAAGAAAAA
Corythoichthys intestinalis (scribbled pipefish) is the source of this 8221-nucleotide messenger RNA. RefSeq names its product Rab acceptor 1 (prenylated) (gene rabac1). Lineage: Eukaryota; Metazoa; Chordata; Actinopteri; Syngnathiformes; Syngnathidae. Gene Ontology annotation, cellular component: Golgi apparatus. The record is from RefSeq and is a predicted model, not a curated record. The transcript has 6 exons. The coding region runs from base 230 to 853 and encodes 207 amino acids.